CGUUCAUACGUGAAACGACAUUUCCGGUCAAAGAUGGCGGCGACCUUGUGCUUCACGUUCUUGCCGAAGCAAGCAGGAUGGCUGCCACUGAGACAGUGUGUUCGCUAUGGCUCCAAGGCUGUCACCAGGCACAGGAAGCCAGUGCAUUUCCUUAAGCAGAAACUGCUGGCUAUUACAGAAUACAUCCCUCCCAAACCUGAGGAAUGUUUCAGAGUGUCCCGCACCAGAGAGACAAAGCAGGACAGCAGAAUGACUGCCUUCAUAAAGAGGGAGGUGCAGGCCACAUUCCAGCAGUCUAAGAUGAUUGUUGUGGUUCAGAACAAUGCCACCACCACUGAGGACAUGCUGCAGCUCAGACACCGGCUUCACAAGCAUGACGUCAGUGUCAAGUUCUUCCCAAACCAGGUAAUGAGAGACUUUCUGUCAGAUUCAAUGCACAAAAACAUGAAGCCCCUGUUCAUUGGCUCCACAGUCCUGUUUGUUAGCAAGGAGCCCAAGUUGAAAGAGGUUCUGCAGAUCCUGAAGAGCUUCCCACAGCUGGUACUGGUUGGAGCUUGUGUGGACGACACGCUGAUGAGCAGGCAGGGCAUAGUGAGCUACUCCAAACUGCCGCCGCUGGCCACGGUUCAGGGGCAGGUCCUGGGUGGCCUCAGUCUGCUGAGCUCCCAGACCUCCUCAAUGCUGCACCGUCACCCUGCCCAUCUGUCCGCUCUUCUCCAGCAGUACCUCAAGCAGCAGGUCAUCGACGGGCCAUCCCAGGAGACUGGACCUGAGGCACAGGACAGUGUAGCAUAAGGGCAGGUCUGGAGGUAUUGGGGGUGCUGAACUCCUGUCCCCAAGACCUGCAGCGAGUGCCAUGUUCCAGGAAGCCUUGGCUCCAUAAUGAUUGAACUUGGACAGCCGGUCACCUGAGAGUCAACUGUGAAUUAUGAUGUUUUCUAAAACUUGCAGGUCUGGUUACUGUGGAGCUGACCUGUGCAGCCCUGCUCUAUGUGGAUGGCUGGUAAUCCUGUGUGUCUUUAUUGUUUGGUUAUGUGCUUAAAGUACCCUGUAAAUAUUUGUGUAGAUUCUGGGUAAAUAAUACAUAAAAAAAACAUGGUGGAUCUUAUUAAAAGGAAUCAACAGCUUUCA
This is a messenger RNA of Paramormyrops kingsleyae, 1131 nucleotides long. RefSeq names its product mitochondrial ribosomal protein L10 (gene mrpl10). NCBI's taxonomy places the organism in Eukaryota, Metazoa, Chordata, Actinopteri, Osteoglossiformes, Mormyridae. The record is from RefSeq and is a predicted model, not a curated record.